This is a messenger RNA of Didymodactylos carnosus, 702 nucleotides long. The record is from the annotation of a GenBank genome assembly. Lineage: Eukaryota; Metazoa; Rotifera; Eurotatoria; Philodinida; Philodinidae.
AUGCCAGGUUUUUCACAGCUGAUUAUCAACACGUAUCUGAAUUCAGUUAAAAAAACUUAUAAAAAUCUCAAGGACUUAUCCAGUGAGCAAUACUUAGCAUUGAUUAACAAAUUAUGUUCUACUUUGGAUAAUCUUGAUGAUGAGUCAUCGAAUACAACGAUUUCAACAGAUGUCAGCAGUGACCAUGAGGUUUCUUCUCAUCCGUUAUUCAUGAGAAUUCUUGAUCAAAAUGACCUAUUGUUGAAAACAUUAUGUUCUCAACAUUCUCAAUCGGUUGUUAUAAAAUCUCAUGAUUCGUCGUCAUCUUCCCAAUUUCAAACAGUCUCAACAACAAAUGCAAGUCCUUUGCCACCUUUCGAACAUAUUUCAUCGCAACUUCAGACUACCAUGCCGCUAAAACAAUUACCAUUGUUAUCUAGUCGUGCUUCCACAAAAGCAUCAUCAUUAAAUCAACAUAAUCUAUUAGUUUCUCCUUCAUCAGACAGUCAAAAUACUCAAUCACAACCUGCAUCCCAGUUGGAUGCACAGUUGAAUUCUACUCCUCCUUCAACACCUGUCUUCAUAACAGGCAGCAGUAUCAUCCAAAAUUUAGAACAAGGUGUAUCAACAUUUAAUGGUACUAAUUUUAAUGUUAAAGUUCGAACAAAACCUGGUUAUUCAAUUUUGGACAUGAUACAAUCUAUUCAAAUGAAUAGUCGAUAG